This is a messenger RNA of Heterobilharzia americana, 1262 nucleotides long. The record is from the annotation of a GenBank genome assembly. Lineage: Eukaryota; Metazoa; Platyhelminthes; Trematoda; Strigeidida; Schistosomatidae.
CAUGAAUUAAGUGUAAGCAUUUCGCGCCAACCCAUCUUGGGGAUAGACUACAUCCGGUGUUCAUAGUGACCUUGUGCUACGACAGAGCACUUGAGUGUCCAUUGUUUGUGUUGCAGAUAUCUUACUGUUAACUAUGGCUUGUGCUACGCUUAAACGAAGUCAUAACUUUGAGGUUUUGGAGUCUACUUGUUCGAAAAGAAGAAGAUAUCAAACAUUUUCUCGAAGCUGUAAUACGGAAGUAGCAGUACCUCAAUCUCCUUUCGUUCCUAAAGAAUUGUCAACUCAAGCCCAGCUUAAGCGGCGCAUCAAGGAAGAAAUUAAACGCUUACAACGACGUCGUUUGAUCCCACGAUUCUUAGGUGGUCCAACCCCAACAGUAACUACAACAUUCACCAGUCAUGUUCAAGAAAAUGUAGCGGUUGCUUCAUGCAGUGGCAGUUUUCGAUCUAUGGCUCUGCGAUCACCUACUUCAGAUAGCCAAGACUCAGACAGUGACCAAUCGCCUCUGCGUACCGCUGAACCUAAUUUGCCAGUAUUUGAUACUACCUCUACCCCAUCCUCACAGUCAUCAUCACAUACAGUCCCUACUUUAGAUUCCGUGCCAAUGUUCACCUUACCACAAGUUACAGCUCUUUGUGAACGCCUUAUCAAAGAACGCGAGGCAGAAUUACAAGAGGAGUACGACAAUAUAUUAUCAUGUAAAUUAGCUGAGCAAUAUGAAGCAUUUCUUAAGUUCAAUCACGAUCAGCUUUAUAGUCGAUUUCAGAACUCUCCGAUGAGCUAUGUUUCUUGAGAUUAUUGCUCCUUGCAUGAGUCAUACAUUAGAACCUUCUAUCUCCAGUUAUCAACUGCCUUCCACCUGCUGAUGCAGUAAAUGAACUUCAUUGAGUUAUUUUGAAAAUGUUCUUAUUUUUCAUUUGCAAUGUCAGCUGCCUUUUCCCAUUCUUUCAAUGUUUCUUAGUUACAUUGUUUCCCGAAUUUGGAAAUUGCACAAUAUACAAUUUUGUCAUGGUGUAUGUACGUCUGUAGUUGUUUGUUAUAACUGUGCGAUGUAUUGCAUGCACUUGAAAUUGUCAAGUUGGUGCUCAAUUAGUUAAACAAAAACAAUUGUUCCCUUUUUGUUUCCUGUUCUUAAAGUUACUCCAUUUUUUUUCUGUGAUUCAUCAAGUAUUUAUUUAUGUGAACAAUUUGAGAUUGACAAUGUCCCUAAUAGCUGUUGUGUUUCAAAUUGAGUAUGUGACAAUAAAUGCGAUCAUUCUGCA